Messenger RNA from Anopheles marshallii, 1770 nucleotides. It is a transcript of the gene Smyd4-4, whose product is annotated as SET and MYND domain-containing protein 4. NCBI's taxonomy places the organism in Eukaryota, Metazoa, Arthropoda, Insecta, Diptera, Culicidae. The coding region runs from base 1 to 1770 and encodes 589 amino acids. The transcript is spliced from 2 exons. The record is from RefSeq and is a predicted model, not a curated record. Gene Ontology annotation, molecular function: protein binding.
AUGUGCGAUUCGCUCGAAGAAAAGUUCGGAGCUUGGGAGCUGUUCGAAGAGCUAUGGCAGAAGGAAAUGACGGACGAUACCGUAAACAUGUUAGAUAAAUUAGAUACUUUUAUUAAAGACAGUCCUUUUCACGAUCAGCUGAAUCUUCACGCUGAUGUGAAAGACAACGUAAAGGCGCGAAUCUUACGUACCAGAGGCAAUGCAUUUUUUCAUCCCAAAGUGAAAAGGUAUAUUGAAGCGCUGAAAUGCUACAACGAGAGUAUAGCUUUCUCGGAAAAAGGAACCGAAGACAGGGCCAUAGCUUAUGCGAAUCGAUCGAUGAUCUGCUAUGAGAUGCAUCGGUACGAAGAAUGCUUGGAGAAUAUUCGUUUGGCUCGUGGUUCUAACUACCCGGAACGUUUAGCGAGCAAACUCGUGAAACGAGAAGAAGAUGCCAAAAAAGCUUUACUAGCGGCGGUAAACAAUCAACCAGCGGUAAAAGGCAGCAAAGAGGUUAAGCCACACGGGGAUGAAGUUAAAUUAAGCUACAAUGCUCUCGAGACGGUACCACAGGUCGCAGCAUGCUUGGAACUGGCUGAAAGUGAUAAAUUUGGUCGGUACGUCGUAACCAAUCGAAACUUAAAUGCUGGAGACGUGGUGAUAAUAGAACGGCCGUUUUGUCGCCUACUUCGUGACGUUUAUCGAUGCAUUCGGUGUGAUUUUUGCCUUAAGGAAAGCUUAUUUACGCUAAUACCAUGCGAAAGCUGUACCGUGACCAUGUACUGUACGAUCGAAUGUAUGGACAAGGCGUACAAACAGUAUCAUCGUAUAGAAUGUCCGAUUAUAAGAGAUAUGUGGCGUAUUUUUACAAAGCUUCCCGUUCUGUCCUUGCGUGUCGUGACCACGGCGAUCAAUUCGUUUGACUACAAUCUACAAGCAAUGAGAGAGCACCUUGCUGAAUUAAACGAAAAGAAGGUAAACGCAUUUACCAUGGACUGGACGAAAGCUACACCGAGGGAUAUUUACAACACGGUACACGUAUUGGAAACAAACGCAAAUGUUCGAUAUUCGAAAGAUCGUAUGGUACGAGUGUUUUUCACAACCAUCAUUCGCAAACUCUUGGUCGAACGCACCGAUCUGGGCAAGAAUUGUGGAUUAGAUUUCGUUCUCUCAGAGUUGCUGGAUAAUUUGCUUCUGCGCCACCUUCAAACGUCUCCAGUAAAUAUGCAUUCGUUGCAUUAUAUGGAGUACCUGCCGGCUCAACAACUGUACGAGAUAGAAAACCAUGCUUCAGCAUGCUUUCCGUUGCUAAGCAUGCUGAACCAUUCCUGUGCACCUAACGUGACCCGUGUCACUUUAUUCGAUGGACGAUGCGCCGUAAUAGUUAAUCGUCCCAUUCCAAAAGGUGGUCAACUUUACGAUAACUAUGGCAUGCAUCACAGCGUGAUGUGCCGCAAGGAAAGAAAAUACGCUUUGGCAAAGCAAUACAGAUUCACCUGCCAGUGUGAAGCGUGCAUCAACGACUAUCCGCUAUAUCCUGAUCUUCCUAGCAUCGAUACUGCUCAGCACGGUAUGAUAGACACCGACGCCAUACAUGCAGAAUUGGUGCUCCAUAACGAGGAACAGGCGAAGGAACUGUUGCCGAAGUUGCGUCGCUACUUAAACGAUAUUGGACAUCAAUAUCCCGGUAAGGAGAUAUGCUCGUGCCAGGAGCUUUUUUUGCGUAGUUUUCAAAUAUUGCAUAAUCCUACAUCGGAGAGUGCACAGUACUGGAAAUAUUGUAACCCCUAG